Messenger RNA from Papilio polytes (common Mormon), 3596 nucleotides. RefSeq names its product matrix metalloproteinase-25-like. Gene Ontology annotation, biological process: collagen catabolic process; proteolysis; extracellular matrix organization. The record is from RefSeq and is a predicted model, not a curated record. Gene Ontology annotation, cellular component: extracellular matrix. Gene Ontology annotation, molecular function: metalloendopeptidase activity; zinc ion binding. Bases 688 to 3252 code for a protein of 854 amino acids. Lineage: Eukaryota; Metazoa; Arthropoda; Insecta; Lepidoptera; Papilionidae. The transcript has 12 exons.
GAAGUUUAGUGUUGAGUCGCGCGGGGUCGCGGUCGACGCGUGUUCGUCCCGCUCACGGACGUUAUCGUCUUACGAAACGUUUAUAAUAAAUAUAAAUAACAUCAAUAAAUACUAUAAAAAUUAUUAAAUAAUAUUCAUCGAUUUAAUAAAUUUAAUUCACGUUUAAAAUAUUAAACUAUAUUUUAUAUCGAAUUUACGUGCUACAGUGUCUGAAAAGUUGAUUAGAGCAGUGCUUUCAGUGUCUGUACUACUCUGUUGUGUUGGAUGAAAGGGAAAGUAAGCUUCGCCAGUGUAAAGCUUUGUUUUGUUUUCGUGGGUUUCUCUGAUACAAAGUAGAGCGAAUUAACUAAAUAAAAUCGCUUCGAUAUCUUGUGUAUACAAGAAUAUUAUAAGUGUUGAACAAACAGGCUUGCCACCCACGUACCUCGAUAACGCAGCAUCCCGUCCACAGAGAAAUUAAUCUGGCACACGGUAACAGGAAGCAUGCCGAUAACGUGGUGGUCGCUAUAGCCGCAGCCGCCACGCCGACACUCCCCCAUUGCUCUAAUAUGCUAAGAUGACCACUUCCUUUAGACAGCGAGUGACCUCGUAAAACUACGAAUUAAACCCGCAUCUUAGAUAUGUAGUUAGUUACCACACACGAUAUCAAUUGGAGUAAAGAUUCCACCAAAGUUUAACUACAAUAAAAUGGAGGCCAUUCAUACAAAGCCAAAUUGCGUCUCAAAGAAGAAUGCACAAUUAUAUCUAGGAAAUAUAAGUAAAGGAAUGUCUAACGAUAUGUAUAAAUGUGAAGUAACGACUGAAGUAGAUAAAUUUAGAUUACGAAAAGAAAGAUGCGAAUUGCAAAACGAAUACGAAAAUCGAUACCCAUUUUCGAAUCGUGGAUUACAUAAUGAAGAAAGUGAUUCUGGGAAUGAAUUGAAUAUCAGAAAGAGUGUAUGGGCCGUACAUGGUGAUACAACGCGGGCCGCGAAUUCUAAAUCGAAAAUCGUGCUUGGAUCGAGGCAUUGGACUGCUUCUUUCGGGAGGACAAUAAGUGGUCAAGUGCGCGUUAUCGUCCUCUUGGGAUUGUUGUUGUUGUCGCUGGCCGCAAGCAGCGCGGCGCCCACAAGAUCAGACAGGAGUACACACCACUCCAAAUCUGUGAGAAGUUACCUGCAGAACUUCGGCUACUUAAAGAAGGGGCAGCCAGAGAUGGCAAACCUGUUGAUGGGCGACGUCGCGCAGUCAUACGAAGACGACUUCAGGAUUGCUAUCAAAACUUUACAGGAAUUUGGUGGCAUUCCUGUUACGGGUGAAAUUGAUGAAGCAACAAAAGAAUUGAUCAAAAAGAAACGUUGCGGUCGACCAGACAGGGAAGAGGGUGACAUCGAGGAUGGUAGAAGGAAAAAGCGGUUCGCUGUGCAGGGAGAAAAAUGGAAAUAUACCAACUUAACAUGGAGCCUGUCGUCGUCGCGGCGGCCAUCGCAGCUAGACCCGCACGUGACGCGCAGCGUUCUGGCGCGUGCUCUCGACGUGUGGCAGCAGGCCUCCCGCCUCACCUUUACAGAAGUCAACUCAGACGACGCGGACAUCGUCGUCUCCUUUGCAAAGCGUUACCAUGACGACGCGUACCCAUUCGACGGGCGCGGCUCUAUACUUGCCCACGCGUUCUUCCCUGGCUCGGGCCGCGGAGGUGACGCACACUUUGACGAUGACGAGCUCUGGCUGCUGCAGCCAAAGAAUGACGAUGAAGACGGUACAUCCUUGUUCGCGGUGGCUGCCCACGAAUUCGGUCACUCUCUAGGCCUCAGCCACAGUUCCGUCAAAGGAGCUCUUAUGUUUCCUUGGUAUCAAGGUAUCCAGCCUAAUUUCGUAUUGCCAGAAGAUGACCGCAACGGUAUACAGCAAAUGUAUGGCUCAAAAGAAACUGAAAGAAAAUGGGGGAAGAUACCUUACUACCGACCGAUAGAAACCCCACCACCGACAACAACAACGACUACCACCACGACUACAACAACCACAAGAAGACCUUACAUCCAUCAUCACCAUAACACGCACCAAGGUCAUCACCCGAACCAUCGACCUUACACGCCGUACCCGCGCAAUCCGAAUUUAUAUCCUAAGUAUUAUCCUGAAAAACCAAGUAGCCCCGAAAGACCUACCUACCCAGAGAGACCAACCUAUCCGGACAGACCUUCUUAUCCGGAUAGACCGAGCUACCCCGAUAGACCAAACUACCCAGAUAGAACGAAUGUUCCGACAUACUAUCCGGAACGUCGUCAUUAUAACGCAACUGAGGAGCAUCCUCGCAGAAAUCACAAUCAUUAUCCUAGACCGACAGAAACCACAACUCAGACUACCACCUACCGCCCUCGCUACCCGCACAUUCGUCCGGAAUAUCCGACCUACCCACGGGCUAACAGUCCGAGCGACCCGCGGUACAAGCCGCACUACCCCGUGAAGACGACUGCAAAGCCGCGCCUCACGCCGACCCGCGCGCCGCAGCACACCACGCCGGCUCCGGACAAACCGGAUGCUUGCAAUACCAACUACGACGCUGUUGCACUCAUACGCAACGAACUCUUCAUAUUUAAAAAUAAAUAUCACUGGAGGAUAGGAGCCUCCGGACACUACCCGAACUAUCCCAUUGAAAUUAAUAGGAUGUGGACUGAACUGCCGAGAAAUCUGACACAUGUUGAUGCUGUGUAUGAAAGACCUGAUAGAAAAAUCGCUAUUUUUGUAGGUAAAGAGCUAUAUUUAUUCGACUCCCAAUACCUAGUGACGGGAUAUCCAAAACGCUUGAGAGAACUUGGCUUGCCGGAAAGCUUGGAGAAAUUAGACGCAGCUAUGGUAUGGGGACAUAAUGGCAAAACAUACUUCUACAGCGGCUCCGUCUAUUGGAAGUUUGAUGAAGAUGUAGGGAGAGUGGAAUUAGAUUACCCACGCGACAUGGCCAUGUGGAAAGGCGUCGGAUACAACAUUGACAGUGUGUUCCAAUGGAAAGACGGUAAAACUUACUUCUUCAAAGGCAGAGGUUAUUGGAAAUUCAACGACCUGCGUAUGAGAGUCGAGCAAGAGCGGCAAUUACCUUCGGCGCCAUUUUGGAUGGGCUGCCCCACCGAGCGCGCCGGCAGGCGGGAACCAUUCAGAUCUCUACCCGCACCAGGAUCCACGUUACGAUCGCCGAGCUCUGCUGCCGUCUCUCAUAACAAAACUAUCUUAAAUUGCGUUUUCAUUGCAAUACUGACAAUCUUACGAUAUAAUUUGUAAAUAUUAAGCCGUGGAGACUUCUAUAAUCUACCGACCUUUUCUACUAUUCUGUGUAAUAGCGAUUUUUUAAUAUACAUACGAGUAAAGUAUCUUAUACUAUAAACAACUUCAAAAGUUACAUAAUAUUAAAAUAGUAUUAAUCUUUUAAUAAUCUUUUAAAUCUCGAUUGCGUAUUUAUAUAAUUAUAACAGGGCUUGUAUAGGAAUAAUGAUCGUAAUAAUUUAAUCAGACUGGUUUUUUUUAUGUGGACUAAUAAUAAACAAAAAUGUACAUACGGAGUAAAAACAUCUGUCAACAUCUACCAAAACAACAAGUACAUAUCUAUGAAUGUCUGAAGAACUAAU